Molecule: messenger RNA, 1369 nt
Organism: Ochotona curzoniae (black-lipped pika)
Lineage: Eukaryota; Metazoa; Chordata; Mammalia; Lagomorpha; Ochotonidae
Gene: ACRV1
Product: acrosomal vesicle protein 1
Exons: 4
Coding region: 83-1144 (353 amino acids)
Source: RefSeq, a predicted model, not a curated record
ACCCACAGGUGUGGAACUCUGGUCAGUUUCUUCACAGCUCUUGGGUGCCCUACACUAGGGUCCCCUCUCUCCUUAAAUCCAGAUGAACAAGUUUAUCCUAUUGAUGGGUCUUUAUCUGCUUGGAUCUGCCAGAGGCCGACCUGUUGAGCCUCCUGGCUCUAUGGAUCAAGCUGCAAAUCACCAGCUUACAGGUGACUAUUUUUCCUUUGGAAACCCUUCCGAUAGCGAGGCUUUGUAUGAGACAUCAGGUAAGAAUGCUUUAAUUGAGCACGGUUCCAGUGAGCACAGCACAAGCGAGCACACCUCUGGUGAACAUGCCGCAAGUGAACAUACCGGCGAGCACGCUUCAGGAGAACAACCCUCAGGUGAAAAAUCUAUAGUUGAUAAGGCUGCAGGCGAACAUGCUUCGGGUGAACAGGCUAUUACUUCAGGAGAACAUGCUUCGGGUGAACAAGCUGUUACCUCAGGUGAACACGCUUCGAGUGAACAGGCUGUUACUUCAGGUGAACACGCUUCGGGUGAACAAGCUGUUACCUCGGGUGAACACGCCUCAGGUGACCAGGCUGUCACUUCAGGUGAACACGCUUUGGGUGAACAAGCUGUCACCUCGGGUGAACAUGCUUCAGGUGAACAGGCUGUUACUUCAGCUGAACACGCUUCAGGCGAACAGGCGGCUACUUCAGGUGAAUAUGCUUCAGGUGACCAGGCUGUUACCUCAGGUGAACACACUUCCGGUGAACAGGCUGUUACUUCAGGUGAACACGCUUCAGGAGAACAGGCGGCUACCUCAGGUGAACAUUCUUCUGGCGAACAGGCUGCUGCCUCGGGUGAACAGGCUUCGCCUGACAAAUCUUUGAGUGAACAACCUUCAGCCGCACCAGUUUCAAGUACAUCCCCAGGUGCGGUAUUAAAUUGCAACACCUGUGCUUAUAUGAAUGAUCAAGGAAAAUGUCUUCGUGGAGAAGGAGUUUGCACCACUCAGAAUUCCCAGCAGUGUAUGUUAAAGAAGAUCUUUGAAGGAGGAAAACUCCAGUUCAUGGUUCAGGGAUGUGAGAAUAUGUGCCCAUCUAUGAACCUCUUCUCCCAUGGAACCAGAAUGCAAAUUAUAUGCUGCCGGAAUCAAUCUUUCUGCAACAAAAUCUAGAAGGGUGUGCCCUUGUUUCUUGCUGACUGGGGCAGCAAAAGGCGCUCCCAUUGCCAUGCUCAGUUCCUCUCUAUUUAGUUUCUUACCCCAGUCUACAGUUAAUCACACCUCUUUCUGAGCAUCACACAGGAUGAUUCUAAAUACCUUUCCCAUUCUUCUCUGUCCUGUCUUCUUUGCUUCCCCUCUCAAAAUUCCUGAUUUACUUUAUAAAUAAAAUCUGCAUGA